AUGGGGGCCCUGAUCAUGGCGCACUCCGACAAUAACGGGCUCGUGCUGCCGCCGAAGUUGGCUCCGAUACAGGUCGUGAUGAUCCCUAUUUACAAAGGCUCCGAAGAGCUGGCGCAGAUAUUGGCCCGGCUGGACGAGAUUGCCGCCGAACUGAAAAAACGGGGAAUCAGCGUUAAAAUCGAUGCGCGGGACAAUGUCCGCACCGGUUUCAAAUUCGCGGAAUACGAGUUGAAAGGCGUACCCGUUCGCCUGGCGAUGGGGCCGCGCGACUUUGCCGGCGGUACGAUCGAACUGGUUCGCCGCGAUACGCUCGAAAAAGCGACCGUUCCGCAACAAGGGCUGGAAGAUGCCGUCGAACGGCUUCUCGGCGAGAUACAGCAGAAUAUUUAUGAUAAAGCGCUGAAAUUCCGCGACGGUAUGAUUACGCGGGUCGACACGUACGACGAGUUCAAACGGGUGCUCGACGACAAAGGCGGCUUUAUCCUGGCCCAUUGGGACGGCUCGCCCGAAACGGAAGAGCGCAUCAAGAACGAGACGAAAGCGACGAUCCGGUGCAUUCCGGUCGACGCCCCCGCCGAAGAGGGAGUCUGCAUCGUCAGCGGAAAGCCUUCGCACCGCCGCGUCCUUUUUGCCAGGAGUUAUUGA
Mycena citricolor is the source of this 645-nucleotide messenger RNA. The record is from the annotation of a GenBank genome assembly. NCBI's taxonomy places the organism in Eukaryota, Fungi, Basidiomycota, Agaricomycetes, Agaricales, Mycenaceae.